AUGACAGCGGCUGUCAAUACUGACAGAAAUCCCAGAUAUAGAUCUACUCUCCCAUCCUCAUCCGCCGAGAUCGUGACGCUUGGGUCACCCGCAUCUCUUGUCCCCGUCACCGACUUCGAGGACAUCUUCAUGAUGUCUCCCAUCAACACCGAGGCAGAGACGGAGACUGACAACAACGCCGAUCCCUUGCCAAUGUCGUUCGAGGUCCCAUUAGGGCCUUUGUCCGGCUACGGCGGCGCUCCCAAGCCAGUCCCCAAGUACAAGAAGCCGGCUGCUCAGCUUACCAAGCCCGUGAGUGAGCAGCCUGACUAUGCGUACUUGUUCAAGGGCUAUGACGCAGAUGCUCUGGUUCUCACGGACCAGCAAAUCAACAGCCUUGGUCAAGCUGUUGAUGGCAACGAGCAGCAUCCUGCUGAGCCCACGAGCCUGUCGUCUCCCCUCUAUGGGGAGACUGACUCCGAUGACAGUGACCCGUUCAUCUAUGACCACGUCCCCACCAUCCUUCCCUCCUCGGCCUACUACGACACUUUCGACGAGGACGACAACUAUAAUGCUUCCGACGAGGGAGACUCUCUCUCUGACAACAAUUCCUUCGAGUAUGGAAGCGCUUUUGACUCCGACUACGACGAUGAUACCUUCGAGGUUCACGACACCAAUAACGACGAUGACGACGACGACAACGACCCCAGCGAUUCAAAUGAUGAUGAUGAUGAUGAAGGAGAAGGAGAAGAAGACCAGCAUGAAGAAGCAGAGGAAAAUGACUACUACAAUCCCGAGGACUACUUCACCGACACCAACAACUUCAACUACUACGAUGACAACGAAUCCGGCGACUCCUCCUCCCGUUGCAGCAACCUCGACUCGCACCCUUUGCACUUACCACCUCCCAUCUACGCCAUCGCACCGCAUUUGACGUAUCAAUCUCCCCCCACAGCACCCACCAUGCUGCCUCCUGUGCCGCACAACACGCCGCUCACUUUGCUAUCCAACGCACCGUCCACCAUCCCGCAUAACAACCCACGCUACUCUGAUCUCGGAACCCUCGAGAUUCUGAACCCGCAUAUCCGCAACAUGAUUUAUGGCUUCGUGCUUGCUGACUCUCCUACCAUAUCGUCUGAGGAAGUCGCCGGCGUUGAUUCUCACUUUGAUGUUGGUGUUCAGAACAGUACUACUGAUCGUAACAACAUGCUUCUUGUGUGCUGGGCUAUGCGUGAGGAAGUGUUGGACUUUUUGGCGCGGCCUUUUUCGAGUUCUGGUGAUGAAUCGGAAUAGUAAGGUUUGAUGUUCUUUAUCACGAUGGAAAGGUGAUUGUACA
This is a messenger RNA of Bipolaris sorokiniana ND90Pr, 1315 nucleotides long. RefSeq lists its product as uncharacterized. The transcript is spliced from 2 exons. The coding region runs from base 1 to 1272 and encodes 423 amino acids. Lineage: Eukaryota; Fungi; Ascomycota; Dothideomycetes; Pleosporales; Pleosporaceae. The record is from RefSeq and is a predicted model, not a curated record.